AAAAUCACUGAGGCUUAUAUUCAGAAUAGUAAUCAAUGACGACGCCAAGAGUUAGCUAAACCCACGUAUGGCUAUCAUCAAAAACAACAAAUAUACAACACUCAAACAUAGCCUUAAAACGUUGUGAUCAUUACUCCGACACAUACGAAUGAACCGCCAUACUUAUUUAACGCUCGCUUUUUCACCUAACCAAAGCCCUAAUUAUUUUUUACGUAUAUGUCUAUAUAUACACAUCUCUCUCGUACUCUAUUUUCCGUCGACACCCAUUCUUUUAAUAUAAAGAUUACAUUUUCUUAUACAAUCCAUAGAAGAAAAACUCCAUGAGUUCUUCGAUCACAGUUUCACUUAUCUUCUUUCUCCUUUCACUCAGUUCAACUUCAUCGUUACCGUCUAAACGCAGCGGCUACGUCCAAAACGCAUGCAGCGUUACACACUACCAAAAGCUCUGCGUUCAAUCGCUAGCGCCGUUUUCAUCAGUCGCUAAGAACAGUCCCAGCAAAUGGGCACGUGCCGGCGUUUCAGUGGCCAUAUCCGACAACAAAGACGUCCUUAGGUCCCUUCUCAAAAUGCGACGUUCAGCGUUUGGGAAACGCGACCGAGUGGCUUUGUCGGAUUGUCGAGAGCUGCUCCAAGACUCUCUUGAUAAUCUUCACAAGUCCUUAGCCGUGCUCCGGACACUCAGAGCCGGCGAGUUUCAGGAGCAGAUGAGUGAUCUUGCCACAUGGCUUAGCACUGCUCUUACAGAUAAGGACACGUGUCUUGAUGGGUUUGAAAAGACGUCGGCGAAGUCAGCAAUGGUCAGGAUGAUCCGGAGGAGAGUCACGACGUCUAUGUAUAUGUCAAGCAUUUCCCUCGCACUGCUUAAUAAGCUAGCGGCUGAUGGUUUGUAAUCUAUUGAAAAAUGAAUUCUAUAAAGCACUAACUCACAUGCAUAUGUAAGAUCAUUAUUAAUAAAAGUGUUGUAUGGUUGGAUACUA
Molecule: messenger RNA, 977 nt
Organism: Brassica napus (rape)
Lineage: Eukaryota; Viridiplantae; Streptophyta; Magnoliopsida; Brassicales; Brassicaceae
Product: pectinesterase inhibitor 6
Exons: 1
Coding region: 321-890 (189 amino acids)
Biological process (GO): negative regulation of catalytic activity
Molecular function (GO): enzyme inhibitor activity
Source: RefSeq, a predicted model, not a curated record